AUGUCAGUAGUAACUUGGUUAAAACAAAGAUGGUGUUUAUUGUUACUUAUUCUAAUACCAGUGAUCCUACUUCCAUUACCUAUUAUUAUCAAUAAUUCCACUGGUGUUCUACCUGCGGAAGUCGUCGCACCUCAUUAUUUCAAAGAUAUCAUUGCACUUUUUUUUGGUAGUAUGGCAUUUAGUUAUGCUGUUGAAUUGGUCAACCUUCAUCGACGUAUUGCUCUAUUCGUAUUGAGUCGGGUUGGCACUGCAACUAAAUGACUCUUCCAAUUUCGACCAUCUGAUGAAGCACGUGAAGUUCAAGAUAAUUUGAAAGCAAUGCUAACAAAACAAUAUAGAGAUCUUGGACGACCUAAAUGGAGUGAACUCACUGUAACUGUCAUAUUUGCACUUAUGGUUGUUCUAUGGACAACAAGAGAAUUUUCCGAUACAAUAGGAUGGAGCAUGAUAUUUCAACGCAAAUACGUCAGUGAUAGUACUGUAGCUAUUUUCUGUGGAAUACUUCCAUUAAUUUUACCAGACAGCAAUCCAUUUAAUCGUCAACACGACUGGAGGUACCAGCCUAUAAUGAAAUGGGAUAAUUUAGUGCAGCAUGUUUCAUGGGGAUCAAUAAUCCUACUUGGUGCUGGGCUUGCAAUAGCCACUGCUUUUGAAGUACGUUGA
Molecule: messenger RNA, 663 nt
Organism: Rotaria sp. Silwood2
Lineage: Eukaryota; Metazoa; Rotifera; Eurotatoria; Philodinida; Philodinidae
Source: the annotation of a GenBank genome assembly